GGAGUAAUUUCAGUAGUGUCUAAUCAGAACUACGGGAAUCCUAAUUCUUGCACGUAUGAUCGGUAUAGGGCUGAAAGCUCAUUGCAUGUAUCUCAGCUGAAGUAUGCUGAAGUAUGUAUGGUCGUAAAUUCGCUGGAUGUUGCCUUACUCUUCUCCAACCCCAUGUUACUUGGUGCCGUCGCUUUUACCUGCUCUUGGGAAGAUGCGGUUCAUUUCAGGGGUAGCAGGCAAUCCGACCCGAUAUCUCUCACUAUAAUAGAAAACAACGCUGUGGCGCAAGCACGGCCUUCCCGGCCCGUAGCGGUAGAUAUGAUAGGUUUCAACGCAUAUGGCCGAUUUAAAACUCCUGCAUGUGCGACCUCAUAGCCUGCUAGACGUGGCAAUCAGAAAACAUUUAAGUAUCCAAUGAACAAACACGAUCGUAUCACAGCCAGAAAGCAAUCUCUUCUGCCAUAGCUCUAUAAAGCACUUCGGCCUUACUUAUGCUUGUUCCCGGCUCUCCUGUUUCUUCACAACAUUAGAACGACCGGGCUGUUACUAGGGCUUGAGCGUUAUGGUAGGCUACAAGAAGUGUGUAAAGGGGUAUUGGUGUAGUUUCACAGGAAAAGUUUUCCGGGGAUCGGUGGCAAGUAUUUUGUGUCCUAAGCACCAGCCUGUCCAAACAGAGCCGCCAUUU
This is a messenger RNA of Daldinia vernicosa, 676 nucleotides long. RefSeq lists its product as uncharacterized. The transcript has a single exon. The coding region runs from base 118 to 366 and encodes 82 amino acids. The record is from RefSeq and is a predicted model, not a curated record. Lineage: Eukaryota; Fungi; Ascomycota; Sordariomycetes; Xylariales; Hypoxylaceae.